AUGUCUCGCCUAGCCGACUAUUUUGCUGUAGUUGGCUAUGCUUAUGAAAAAGAUCGAAGUGGUGCUAGCUGUGGCAAAAUCCUGCAGAGGUUUCCUGAGAAGGACUGGGAUGAUUGCCCUUUUAUGCCAGGGCUUCCCUUGUUUUGCCAGCCAAUGGGAUGGUCUUUGUCCAGCCAGCGGCACCAGCCAUCAUUUUACGUGGCAGUUCUCACAGACAUGGACGGAGAGCGACAUUAUUGCGCUGUCUUUACAUUCCACGAGAUGAUUGCCAUGACCCCUAGCAAACCAGACGAUGAAGAGGAUGAUCAAGAACGGAGUAUUGUUCAUCAUUCUUCUAUGUUUGCACCCAAAUCCCUUGUUCUUGUGUCAAGACAUGACUAUUUUGAAGCAUUUAGGCAUUGUUUGGGAAUCAUGUACACAGUGCAUUUAGAGAGCUUGUCUGUGAAAAUAGAAACCCUUGUUGGAAACAUUUUAGGCUGUGUACAGGUACCGCCUGCAGGUGGCCCACAAGUGAGAUUUUCUAUAGGUGCUGGUGAUAGACAGGCUUUGCAGCCUCCUCUGUGUCCAUCCCUGCCCAUCAGCAAUACAUCGGUGGCCAUAUUAUUUGAGCAGCUUGGUAUCAACAACACCCUGACAGUCUUCUCUGCUGCACUCACAGAUCACAAAAUUCUCUUCUAUUCAGAAAGUUGUUCUCGACUUUGUGAAGCCAGCCGCGCCCUUUCUGUAUUACAUUACCCUCUAAAAUACACCUAUGUAUUUAUCCCAGUACUACCAACUGCUCUUCUAGAAGUGCUGAACUCACCAACCCCAUUCAUUGCUGGAGUUCAUGCAACCCUGAAAAAUGAUAUUGCUGACUUG
Molecule: messenger RNA, 858 nt
Organism: Candidula unifasciata
Lineage: Eukaryota; Metazoa; Mollusca; Gastropoda; Stylommatophora; Geomitridae
Source: the annotation of a GenBank genome assembly